AUGCUGAAUUCGCAGAUUACUCUCUCCUGUCCAUUUGAGACUCCCUUUUACAAGUGGACCAGACCUGACUACCCAUCUCACUUUCUUGAUGAGACCAAAAACCUCACCAUUAAAGCAGACUCUUUCGGCGUCAGCGGCAGAUACCAGUGCAGUGCAGUUAACGGCUUCGGGAACAGUCUGGCUGAAAUGGCUAUUCGAGUUGUUGACUAUAAUUCACCAGCCAUCAGGCGGGAAUGUGCCCUGUCACGUGACGGAAAAAUCAACAAAGCGGGUCCCUGCUUCCUCAAGAGUUACACUGACUCAGAACUGAUGCUGACACGUUAUUCGGGUGAGGAUGUGACCUUCGAUUGCAGCAGUGUAACUGCAGACGGUCGCACCUACCAGUUAAACUACGCCUGGGAGUUCCACAAACAAGGCCUUGGUGAGGCUCAUUCGUCUGGGUCUCCAGCGAGUCGACUCAUCCGUCGAAGUAACCAACUAGGUAGCUCCUCCAUGCCCAGUGGGGGUCCCCCUUCUAAUCCUUUGGCACCUGGAAGUGGCGGCAGAAAUGAUCUGGCCCGCUUCUCCGAGUCACAACUCACCAUCCGCAAGGUCACCCUCGGCAACAGUGGUGAGUACAGGUGCACUGUCACCAAUCCUUCCCCUGACCCCAGUGCCGCCGUCAUCCCAAAGAUCGAGAGGUCUUUUCAACUUCAUGUGAUACGUAAGUGA
Molecule: messenger RNA, 711 nt
Organism: Mesocestoides corti
Lineage: Eukaryota; Metazoa; Platyhelminthes; Cestoda; Cyclophyllidea; Mesocestoididae
Source: the annotation of a GenBank genome assembly